Molecule: messenger RNA, 2807 nt
Organism: Lates calcarifer (barramundi perch)
Lineage: Eukaryota; Metazoa; Chordata; Actinopteri; Centropomidae
Gene: snx6
Product: sorting nexin 6
Exons: 14
Coding region: 57-1280 (407 amino acids)
Cellular component (GO): endosome
Molecular function (GO): phosphatidylinositol binding
Source: RefSeq, a predicted model, not a curated record
GAUGACGUUUGCCGUGGUGACGUCUCACCACUUCCUGUCUCCACCCGUUGGCAGCCAUGAUGCAGGAAGGGCUGGACGACGGACCCGACUUCCUCUCCGAGGAGGACCGGGGACCGCGAGCGGUGAACGUGGAUCUGCAGACGGACGCCACGCUGCAGGUCGACAUCUCUGACGCCCUGAGCGAGAGAGACAAGGUCAAGUUCACCGUCCACACCAAGAGCACGCUCCCUAACUUCAAGCAGAACGAGUUCUCAGUGGUUCGACAGCACGAAGAGUUCAUCUGGCUGCACGACUCGUUUGUGGAAAAUGAAGACUACGCAGGAUACAUCAUCCCCCCCGCCCCCCCCAGACCAGACUUUGAUGCGUCCAGAGAGAAGCUGCAGAAGCUGGGGGAGGGAGAAGGAUCCAUGACCAAGGAGGAGUUCACCAAGAUGAAGCAGGAGCUGGAGGCAGAGUACCUGGCCAUCUUUAAGAAGACUGUCGCCAUGCACGAGGUCUUCCUGUGCCGCGUGGCCGCUCAUCCUGUCCUCAGGAAAGACCUCAACUUCCACGUCUUCCUGGAGUACAACCAGGACCUGAGUGUUCGAGGGAAGAACAAGAAGGAGAAACUGGAGGAUUUCUUCAAGAACGUGGUGAAGUCGGCCGACGGCGUCCUGGUGGCCGGAGUCAAGGACGUGGAUGACUUCUUUGAGCAUGAGAAGACCUUUCUGUUAGAAUAUCACAACAGAGUGAAGGACGCCUCGGCCAAGUCUGACCGAAUGAUCCGCUCACACAAGAACGCUGCAGACGACAUCAACAGAAUCGCGUCGUCUCUCUACACGUUAGGAACACAGGACUCCACAGACCUCUGCAAGUUCUUCCUCAAAGUGUCGGAGCUGUUUGAGAAGACGAGGAAAAUUGAAGCUCGAGUUGCAGCAGAUGAAGACCUGAAACUGGCCGACCUCCUCAAGUAUUACCUGAGGGAGUCGCAGGCUGCAAAGGAUCUGUUGUACCGGAGGAGCCGGGCUCUGGUGGACUACGAGAACGCCAACAAGGCUCUGGACAAAGCUCGAGCCAAAAACAGAGACGUCCUGCAGGCGGAGACCAGCCAGCAGCUCUGCUGCCACAAGUUCGAGAAGAUCUCGGAGUCCGCCAAGCAAGAGCUCAUAGACUUUAAGACGAGACGAGUGGCGGCGUUCAGGAAGAACCUGGUGGAGCUGGCAGAGCUGGAGCUCAAACACGCCAAGGGGAACCUCCAGCUGCUGCAGAGCUGUCUGGGCAUCCUCAAAGGUAACACUUAACUCUACCACUCCGCCUACAUCCAACUAGACACGCCCCCUCGUCACAGCCCCGCCCCCUCCCCCGCCAAACACACCCACCGCGGGGGGCGGAGCCUGGACAUCUGGACGAACGACACCGAGAACCCUGGACCAGAGAGAGAGAGAGAACAGAGGGUUAACAAAGACAGGAAGUCUGUCGUCUUCAUCACUGACCAGACACCGUCCUCCUCAUCUUCAUCCUCCUCCUCCUCCUCCUCCUCCUCCUCUCUCUCUCUCUCCUGCAGCUCCUGUUCUGGUUCUGCAGGUCCAGCAGAAGCAGCUGGGUCAGGCGGUUCUCUCCCUGAGUGACGUUCAUGUGGAUCUGUUCUGUUCAGUUUUUGUCACAGACCAGUCUCUCUGGUCUGGUUCUGGUCUGGUUCUGAUUUCGAUCAAUAUCUGAUCAGAAGAUAUUGAUGAGAUUAUACGACUGAGUCCAGACUGACCUGAAGCAGAACACCGAUCUGUCUGAACGUCACUCAGAGGAGACUGGACCGGUCCUGGUCUGAGACCUGGUCUCCACCUCAGCAGAACAGUUCAGACUUUUAUUGUGAAAUGUUGACUCCAGGACCUCUGGAGUCUGUGUCUCAUUAUUAAAACUUAACGUCUCCUCACCAGAAAACGGUUCUGAGACCGCGUCGCUGUUUUCAGCUGAUUUUUAAAAUCGACCUUUGAUAUUUUCUCUUCAGUGAAAACAAAGAGUCGUGUUUCUGAACAUCUGUAGGAGGUGACUGAGACCACCUCAGUUACAUCAUCUUCAUCUCCACCUGGUCCAGGUGUAAACCUGAACACCUGAACACCUGGUCCAGGUGUAAACCUGAACACCUGAACACCUGGUCCAGGUGUAAACCUGAAUACCUGAACACCUGGUCCAGGUGUAAACCUGAACACCUGAACAGCUCCUGUUGAGAUGGUUUCACUGUAAAAACUCGAACUGUCUGAUGAGGUGGACGUUGUUUUACAGGUCUGUGUCUUCAUCUUCUUCUUCUGUCAUCUUAUUUUGGCAGUGUGUGUGUCUGUGUGUGUGUACGUGUGUAUGUGUUGGGGGGUGUUUUAUUGUGUCGGUGAACUUCCUGUGCUGCUGCUGUGUGACGGCGUUUUGAGUCCAGCUCUCGGUUCCCGUUCUUAUUAAAGUGUAACGUCACUAAGUAAAAAAAGCCUUGUACAUGUUUGUAUUAGUUAACUAAUGAACGCUAAUCAUCUUCAUCUUCAUCACUAACUGCAGCUUCUUUUACUUUCCUCUCAGUCCGAUGUUUUCUGUCAUUCCAGCUGACGGUGGAGCUUCAGUCUGUUUGCCUUAACGUCGAUCAGUCGCUCCGUUUGAUUUGUUGCAAAGAGAAAGUUCAGUAACCACAGAAUGAAAACUGGUUUUGUUCCCAUUGUUUUUUAAAGUGCACUGUAUACGAAUGUUUUUUCACUCUUAUGUGACCAAAGCUUCCAUUAACUGAUUCAGAUGGAGACGCGAUGAAACUAAUAAAAUAAUGAGAAGAAUAAAAAAUGAAAUUCACAACA